AUGAAGGAACGUUCUCAAUAUUCGCGUUUAUUAUUUUAUUUAAACGAAUUAACUACAGACCAAGCUAUAAUAGGAUGGGGAGAUCCAGGAAUUCCUAAUUUACAUGAUAUAUCUUGGGGUUCUAAUAAUACUUUUAUACAAGCUAUGUAUUAUCGUUUAGCUCAAACAGUUUCUUUUUCUAAUUCAUUUAUUGUAAAUGCUGAAAAAUUAGCUGAAACAGAUCAAGAAGUAAAAAGCUAUAUAGCCGAAGCUCGCUUUAUUCGUGCUUAUGCUUAUUAUAAUCUUAUAGAUCUUUAUGGAAAUGUUCCUUUAGUCACAAAAAUUUCAUCAGAAUUACCACAACAGAGUAAUCGUAAAGAAAUAUUCAAUUUUAUUGAAAAUGAGUUAAAAGCAAUUGAAGAAGAACUAAAAACAGGUAAAGGAAAUGAAUAUGGUCGUGUAGACAAAGUCGCAGCCGAAGCAUUAUUAGCACGUUUAUAUCUGAAUGCUGAAACUUGGAUUGGUGAAGCUAAGUAUACUGAAGCUAUUACAUAUGCUAAAUUAGCUAUGCAGUCUCCAUAUAAAAUAAAUACGAAUGAUACUAAUAAAAAUGGUUCUGCUUAUGAUGAAUUAUUUUUAGCGGAUAAUGAUACAAAUGGAGCACAAGAUGAAGCUAUUUUUACUUUAAAUUUUGAUGGUGCUAAUUCUCGUACAUACGGUGGAUCUACAUUUAUAGUAAAAGCUUCUAUUGGAGGAAAUAUGAAAGCUCCUGACUUUGGUGUGAAUGGUGGUUGGGGAGGUCCUCGUACAACAAAAGCCCUUGUAGAACAAUUUUCUAGUUCUAUUUCUGCUACAAAUCAAAAUGGAGAGCCAACAGCUUGGAAAGAUAAAAGAGCAAUGUUUUUUAGUGGGUCAUUCUUCGAAAUAAAUAAUGUAGGUACAUUUACAGAUGGUUAUGCUGUCGCAAAAUGGUCUAAUAAAAGAGCUGAUGGUGCUGUAACAAGAGAUGCUACUGGAGAAUAUGUUGACACAGAUAUACCAGUCAUUCGUUUAGCUGAAGUUUACCUAAAUUAUGCAGAAGCUGUCCUAAGAGGUGGAGCUGGAGGAGACAGAGCUACUGCUCUAAGUUUAAUUAACGAAUUACGCACUAGAGCAUACGGAAAUACAAGUGGAAAUAUUACAGACUCUCAAUUAAAUUUAGAUUUCAUUUUAGAUGAGAGAGCAAGAGAAAUGUAUUGGGAAGGUACUCGUCGUACAGAUUUGAUUCGUUUUAACAAGUAUACAUCAAAUUACAAUUGGCCAUUUAAAGGUGGAGCUGCAAAUGGGACAUCGUUCCAGCUACAAGAGCACUAUUCCCUAUUCCAAACAAUAUUAUUGUAA
This is a messenger RNA of Teleopsis dalmanni, 1359 nucleotides long. RefSeq names its product starch-binding protein SusD-like. NCBI's taxonomy places the organism in Eukaryota, Metazoa, Arthropoda, Insecta, Diptera, Diopsidae. The coding region runs from base 1 to 1359 and encodes 452 amino acids. The record is from RefSeq and is a predicted model, not a curated record. The transcript has a single exon. Gene Ontology annotation, molecular function: protein binding.